Molecule: messenger RNA, 12955 nt
Organism: Copidosoma floridanum
Lineage: Eukaryota; Metazoa; Arthropoda; Insecta; Hymenoptera; Encyrtidae
Gene: shot
Product: dystonin-like protein short stop
Biological process (GO): wound healing; intermediate filament cytoskeleton organization; cytoplasmic microtubule organization
Cellular component (GO): hemidesmosome; membrane; intermediate filament
Molecular function (GO): structural molecule activity; calcium ion binding; microtubule binding
Source: RefSeq, a predicted model, not a curated record
AUUGAAAAGAAUGAACAAUGUACUCUUUAUGACAACUCUGGACGAGUUAAAUGGAGAGUUAAAAACUCACAAGGAAUCGAAUCACCUGUGCCGGGUGUUUGUUUUAUACUUCAUCCACCAGAUAAAGAAGCGACAGAUGCUGCCGAAAAAUUAAGGCGACAGUACGAAAGAGGCGUUAAUCUUUGGCAGAAAAAACAACUACGCUUACGUCAAAAUAUGAUUUUUGCAACUAUUAAGGUGGUUAAAGACUGGAGUCUUCAUCAAUUUCUCGAUAUGGGAAAAGAACAGCGUACUGCGAUUCGGAAGGCUUUAAGUGAAGAUGCAAGUAAGUUGCUUACUGAAGGUGAUACAUCGGAUCCUCAGCUGCGUCGUUUGCGCCGUGAAAUGGUUGAAGUCAACCGACUUUUUGAUGAUUUUGAAAAGCGUGCCUGUGCUGAAGAAGAGUCUCGACGUGCUGGCUGCAUUUUUACUGAGCAGGCAUCUUUGCUUCAGCAAUCACUCGACGAUGCUGAAAAACAUUUAAAUAAUUUCAUAGCAGCUCCCUUACCAAGUGACCUUAAUGGCCUAAGUAGUCUUUUACUAAAGCAUUCAGAGUAUGAGGAGAAUCUACACAAACUCUCCCCAGAACUUGAUCGCAUGCAGAAAAUUUUUCGAGGAAUUAGUCUUAAGACACCAAAAAUGAAGAAUAGACUUGAUACUAUCAUGGAAAAGUGGAAUACUAUCUGGGCCUUGAGUAAUAUGUAUAUUAAACGACUAAAAUUUUUAGAAGUUGUUCUCAUUGGCAUCGAAGAAAAUUUAUCAGCUAUAUCUGAGUUAGAAGUAAAGCUAGCUUCUUUUACCGAAAUUCCUUCAGAAUUUACGAAACUACAGAAAAUUUUAGAUGAAUUAAUCGCAUUACAUAAUACUAUUGCACAACAGCAGGUCCUCAUUGACCAGUUGAAUGAUAAUACUCGUAUUGUUAAACGCUUUGUAGAAAAGUCGAGACAGAACCAUCACGUACCUAGUUGUGAUAUAGAAAAAUUAGACUCAGAAAUCGAUAAAAUCAAUACAAGAUGGUCAAAUUUAAGUAGGCAAUCAACAGAAAAACUUCGUUGUGCUGAAAUUUCCUAUGGACUGGCGCAACAGCACGAGACACCUUCCAAAAAUGAAACAGAUUUAGUUUAUCGAAAUGACGAUACGCUUGAAAACUUUCCUGCACUUAGUACCACAAAGAAUUUCCUUAAUAACGAAGUUGAUCGUGAUCCAGCAGUAGAGGCUCUGAAUGAUAGCAGUACACGUUUUCUACGUGAAGGCAAGCAAGCUGCAGAAGAAAAACUAAGGCUUUGCAAGGAAUCACUCGCCCAGCUAUUGGAAUGGAUUUCUGAAAGAGAGAAUACAUUAGCUCAUCAAGCUAUUGUUAAUGAAGAUAUUGACGAGCUUAGUAAUCAGAUCCGCAGUCUAGAGAAAAUAAAAAAUGACAUAGAUGCUCAUAAUCGGCCCAUAUCAGCUUGCGUCGAUCAAGUCAGGCAGAUUGUCCUUACUACUACGGAUAUACUGUCAAGCGAAGAGUUAUCUAGUUUGGAUAUCAGUCGAUGUUUAAAAAUGAGGUUUGACCGAGUUUCGGAGCAUUCAGAUCAGUUGCUUAAGAUACUUAUAUCUGCUCGAGAUGAACUUGGAAAAUUCAAGAAAGAAAUUUCUUUAUUUCUUAACUGGCUAGAUAAUUCAUAUUGCUUACUUGAAGAAAAAGAGUGCUGUUUGACUUUAUUGAGCUCGCUGAAUACACUGCCAAGCAGUAGUGAGGCUAGUCGAGAUUUCAUAAGUGAUGUUAUUGCACAUCAAGCAGACCUUCGUUUUAUUACAAUGUCUGCUCAAAAGUUCGUUGAUGAGAGCAAAAAGUAUCUACAAGUUUUAAAUAAUCUGCGUACUAACCUUCCCCAACGAUUUCCUCAUAAAGAGCCUAUCUCAAGUCAAGAUUCAGCUAUGAGAAAUGAGGUUGGUCUAGUGACUGGUCAGUACAGAGAGUUACUUAGCCGAGCAACUACACUUUCUGAAAAACUUACAGUUCUCGGUAAUCGUCAGCACAGUUACCGUGAGUCUCUUAACAAAGCAGUUAUCUGGUUGCAAGAGUUUGAACCCCGAGUACAUCAGCUAUUAGUGGAGGUUGUUACACAUGAACCUAAACAAAUAGAAGAACAGCUUACACACAUUAAAAUGCUUUAUGCUGAAGCAUUAGCCAAUGAACCACUGGUUUCGUCAGUUAUUGAAAAUCUUCAAACUCUAUUACGAGAUCUGAAUGAUCGUCUGGCACUAAAUGAACGUGAACUAUUAGAAGGUCCAGUACAUAACCUACAAGAACGCCAUAUUCAGCUAAGAAAAUCUUUAGUAGAUCGAUGCCGUGACCUUGAUGCAGUUCUGUUGCAAAGCCAGAAUGUAAAAGAUGCACUUGGAAAUCUUCAAGUUUGGCUGACUACAGCUGAAACGCGACUUAAAAGUAUAUGUCGACCAGCAAGCUUACAACGUGAACGCCUUGAAGAGCAGCUUAAAGAACAGCGAUUACUGCAAGCUGAGCUGGAAAGCCACCAAGAAAGUGUCAAAGCAUUAAUAGAUAAAAGCCAAAAAUUCCAAAUAAACGGUACUGCUGGAGUGUGUACAGCGGAAUCUGUAGAAUCGGAACUAGUUGAUGUGCAGAAUCGUUUUGUUAAGUUGUGCGAGCGUUCAGAGCGACGUUGUGCGUUUCUUGAAGAAGUAUCUUGCUUCUUGGAAAAUUUUCUUACUAAAAACGCUGAAUUUGAAGUUUGGUGCUUACAAAUGAUUGAUCUACUGACAUCACGGGAUCUCGCAAGGCUUGAGCUUUCUGAGUAUGAGGCCAGGAUCAAUACGCUCUUAAAUCAGCGGGAUAACCAACGUCCGGUGUAUGAAAACUUAAUACGUACUGGUAAAAUUCUUACAGCUAAAAAAGACAUUAGUGAAAGUGUUCUUAUAAGAGACAAAAUUAAAGCUGCUGAAGCUCAGUGGAAAGAACUUACUGUCCUCAUUGAUGAAAAACAACGAUUAAACAAACUAAGAGCUGAAAAAUUGAUAGCUUAUGAGAAGUUUCGCCAUCAGGUUCUUGACUGGCUCACUCAAACCGAGAACCAUGUACAAAUACUUCAGCCAGUACCAGUGGACCUUGAAAAAUUAAGAGAGCAACUAGACUUAUUAAAACCUCUUCAGAAGGAGUACAAAGAUUUCGGAAGUACUGUGGAUAAACUUAAUGAUCUUGGUAUCGCUUAUGAUAAUCUCACCAAAGAAAGGAGUGAAAGCCCAGCAAGGCGUCGCACAAUUAUUAGCCCGACUAAACGACCGAAUACGACCAAUCUACUACGGCAGAUGUCUCAUGAUGAUCGUUCUCCUUCUCCCAGUAAGACUUAUACAGCUCAAAGUCCAGUUUCUCCAAAUGAUAGUAGUGGAUUUAGUAGUAGACGUUCUAGUCAGGACGGCUUUCACUUAGAAGAAUUGUCACUCAUACAACAGCAGUUAUCAGAAAUUAACAAUCGCUAUGAGCUUCUUGGUGUUAAAUUGUCUGACAGACAGUUAGAGCUUGACACCGUUAUAGAAGAAUUAAGGAAAUAUCUCGACAAUUUAAAAACACUCAAGCAGUUUCUGGAUAAGAUUCAACGACAGUUGCCCAAGGACUUUAUACCUGCAACAAGAAUUGAUUCAAAUAAAGUGACUAAGCAAUUUAAAUUAGUAAUUGAAGAAUUGUACGAAAGACAAUCUUUAUUAGAUAGCACUGUCACUCAAGUACGGGAUCUUGUGAGGCGAAAAAGUGAUUCAGACGGUGUAUAUGUCUUGAAUCAUGAAUUAGAGGACAUGGUCAGCAAAUGGAAGUCCAUCUCUGAAAAAUGUAAGGAAAAAAUUGAUUUUCUUGAUGAUAUAAGAAAUUUUUAUGACACAUACGAGGGGCUCUUCUCUUGGCUUGGUACCAAAGAAAAAAUGUUAAGUGCUUUGGGACCAAUAUCUUCUGAUUCACGUAUGGUAGCUAGUCAAGUACAGCAAGUUCAAGUUCUUAAAGAAGAAUUCAGGACACAUAAGCCUCAACUUGAUCAUCUUGUCAAAGUAAGUGAUAAAGUACUCGUUCGAAUUAUUUCUGAUUCGAUCGAUGCACAACAGAUUAAACUUAAGCUUCAAACCAUAUUGCAAAAAUGGAGUGAUCAACUGAAUCGAUUAGAAGAUAGAGCACAUAGCCUUGGAGAUGCUGUAGAUACUAGUCGAGAAUUUGAUGCUAGUCUUAAUCGGCUCCAUAAUGCUUUACAAGGGAUAUCUGAUAAUUUAGAUGAAUUGCCGUAUAAUAAAAAGGCAGAAGAACAAUUGCGAAAAGUUGAAAAUCUUGAGCGACAGCUUGAAGGUCAGCGGCCACUUCUUGCCGAUGCUGAAUCUGCAGGAGAACAGUUGUGUGAGGUAUUAAGUGAUGCAGCUUCAAGGUCAGAUAUUCAAGCUAAAAUAUUAUUAGUUGGAAAGUUUUACAGUAAUAUACAAAAGAAGCUUGAUCACAAAAAAGCUGAAAUUGAAGGCAGCCUGAAAGAUGAGCGUCAGUUUGAGGCAUCUUGUAGUAAAAUACUUGGGUGGAUAGCUAAUGAACUUAGUAAUAUGUCUGAAAAAUUUCUUGUAUCUGCUGAUCAUGAAGUUUUGCAGCAACAACUCGAUCAUCAUGAGCCUGUCUAUAGAAAUGUCAUGAGCAAAGAACAUGAAGUUAUUAUGUUACUUAACAAAGGUCGUGAUACAGCUCAGACAUCGAAGUCUCAAAAAAUCGAGAGUCGAACUCUGUAUCGAGAUUUGGAUAAAUUGCAAUUUCAAUGGGAGCGAUUAAAAAAAGAUACUUUAGAAAAGCAAACAAAGUUGCAGACUUGCACUGAGCAAUGUAAAAAAUACUAUAGAGUGCACAAUAUUUUUUUGCCUUGGCUCAGACAAGCUGAAGAUAAGCUUGAGAGUCUUAAGCCAGGCUCUUUUAACCGUAAAGACAUAGACAAACAACUAAAACAGCUUUCUAUGUUUAAAAAUGACGUUUGGAAAAAGUCUGGUGAAUUAGAAAAUACUAAUACUCUUGGAGAAACAUUUUUGAGCGCUUGUGAUAUUGAUAAGGAUAUAGUAAAAACUGAGCUCAGUACAAUAAAACAACGAUGGGAUAAGCUUAAUAAUGACUUGCUAGAAAGAAAUCAAUCAUUAGAAAAUAUGGCAAGGCAUCUUGCUCACUUCAACGAAAAUUUACGUGAGCUUGAAAACGGAUUAGAGCGAUGUGAAGACAAACUUGCGUCUCAUGAUGCUCUAGGUGGGGAUGCAAAAGAUCCUAAACUUCUUGAUCGAAUAAAGAAUUUGAGAGAAGAAACAAUCACACUGAAAAAACCACUUUUAGCUGCACGUCAGCAAGCUACAGAUUUAGUACAUAAUGCUGGUGAGCUAGGUGUUGAUGCAACUCAUCUUCAAGACGAGGUAGACAGUAUUGUUGAUCGUAUCGAAGAUUUACAGGCUAAGUUAGAUGAUAGAUGUAAUGAAUUGCAAAGUGCAGCAACAGCAGUUGCACAGUUUACAGAUAUGCUCAAAAAUCUUACUCAAGAAUUUUUGAGUGUGGAGAAAGAAAUAGAAUAUAUUAAAACACCAGGUCGUGAAAUAAAAGUUGUGCGGGAGCAAAUUGAAAAAAAUAGACAUUUUUCUAGAAGUAUUAACCAAUUAGGAGGAGAAAUUGAAAAAUUAAUUUCUUCUGGAGAAAAUCUUAUAGACUUAGGUUUUGUGACUGAUUCAGUGAUUAUUCGACAGCAAGUAGAAGCAUUAAAAAAGCAAUUUGGAUUGAUUGAGAAAAAAAUACGCAAUCAAGAGGAUGAACUAAGCCUACUAUUAGAAAAAUUGCAACGAUUUUGUCAAAUUUAUAACGAAGUAAUAGAUAAUAUUAAAGAUGUUAGUGGUUUGGUCUGUCAGCUUAAAUCGGUAAGCUCAGAUGUUGACUUAAUACGCAUUCAACAAGAUGAUUUCAAGGUCUUAAAAGAUAGUAAAAUUGAGCCAAUCAGUCGUUCAGUAGAUCAAAUCAACUCCUUAGGACAAGCAUUAAUUCAGACUGCUGGCCGAGAUGUUGACACAAAUAGCAUUGAGAGAGAUCUCGAUAGAAUAAAUGAAAAGUGGAAUGAACUGAAAGCAAAGCUGAACGAGCGCGAUCGUAAACUAGAUGUUGGGUUGCUACAAUCAGGAAAAUUUCAAGAAGCUCUUGAUGGAUUAGAAAAAUGGUUGUCUGAUACUGAAGAAAUGGUAGCUAAUCAAAAGCCUCCUUCUUCCGAUUACAAGGUUGUAAAAGCGCAGCUACAAGAGCAAAAAUUCUUGAGCAAGAUGCUUAACGACCGACAAAACUCUAUGUCAUCACUUUACAAAAUGAGUCAAGAAGUAGCUCAAGAUGCAGAGCUUAAAGAACGAAUGGUUAUUGAAAAGCAGCUCACUAAUUUGAUGAGUCGGUAUGAGUUGCUUAACUCUGCUGCAGUUGAACGCUUACAAGGUCUUGAAUAUGCUAUGAAAGCUGCUUGUGAAUUCGAAAAUAAGCUCAGCCCUUUGGUAAGUUGGUUGGAGUACGCUGAGCGCAAGAUCCGUGAUAUGAAGUUGAUACCAACUGAUGAAGAAAAAAUACAACAUUGCUUAACAGAGCAUGAAAAAUUACAUGAAGAAAUCAUCACUUAUAAGUCCGAAUUUAGUAAAUUGACGGAGUUAGCAGGUAAUCUCAUGACCUUUAUUGGUGAAGAAGAAGCUACAGCUCUCGCCAACAUGUUACAAGAAGUAGUGGACCGAUAUACUACACUUGUUGUACAUUCACAAGCAUUAAAUCAAUUACUUGAGCAAUCUCGAAAAACGUUGCGUCAUCUUGUCCUCAGCUAUCAAGAUAUUCAAACUUGGAUGGAGCAAAUAGAUGGUCAGCUCAGCAAAAAUCAAGUACUUUCAUGGCAAACUGAGCGGCUACAGGAACAAAUCAGAGAACUUACACACAUUUCAGAUGAAAUAAAUAAUCAUCAAAUUAAUCUUGACGCCACUACCGAAUCUGGUCUUGAGCUUAUUUGCCAUAUUUCAGCAGAUGAAGCCUUACAGCUUAAAGAGAAACUUGAUUGUUUACAGCGCCGGCAGUCAGAUUUAGCCAUUCGUGGUAGUGACUUGUUAAAACGUGCUCAAGAAAUCCUACCAAUUGCAUGUCAAUUUCAAGAAAAUCGAACACAUCUGCUUGAUUGGAUGCAAGAUGCUGAAACUACACUUCAUUCUGCUGAAGUGCGCGAAGAGGAAGUCUUAAAACUUGAACUUGAGCUCAUGGAGCAACGGGGUUUACUAGAGCGCAUAAAUAUAUUUGCUGGGCAGUUGGGAAAAACUACAAGUGGGGGGAUCAGUAGGCUAGAAGCUUUAGUAAGUCGUGACAACCGGCGUUUUGAUACCGUUACGGAACAAAUUCAGCGACGAGCUGAGCGAAUUCAGCUUGGUAAACAGCGAUCUCUAGAGCUUAUUUGUGAUAUUGAUGAGUCACUUGAGUGGUUUCGUGAAGCAGACUCGCAGUUACGUGAGGCUGAACCUCCUACUAGCGAGCCAGAGGUUGUGCGGGUUCAAUUGCGGGAACAUCGUGCUUUAAACGAGGACAUAUCUGGACAACGUGCUAGAUUAAGAGACUUAAUAUUGAACGCUCGUCGAUUGAUGCGUGAACACGGCUCUCAGCCAGCUGACGAAGUUAUCAUGCUACGUGGACGUGUUGAAGAAUUGCGUGAAAUGGCUGAGACUGUAGCAACACUUUCAGCUGAGCGGCUUACUGCUCUUGAGCAGGCUUUUCCCCUUGCUGAACAUCUACGUGAUAGCCAUGUUAGCUUGUGUACGUGGCUUGAUGAGACUGAGCAGCAAGUUACUACAUUACCCAUGCCUGCUCUUCGACCUGAACUUAUUUCUCUUCAACAGGACCGCAACGCUAUGCUUCUGCAAAGUAUUGCGGAACACCGACCACUAAUUGACAAGCUCACAAAGACUGGUGAGGCUCUGGCACGUCUUUGCAAUGCUGAGGAGGCAGCAAAAAUCCAAGAACUUUUAGAAGCUGUAACUGCUCGAUAUUUUGCUCUGCGGACUGAAUUACGCUCUCGCCAACAACUUCUUGAGCAAGCUCUUCAAGAAUCUUCGGAAUUUUCGGAUAAGCUAGAAGGAAUGCUACGUGCUCUUGCGGAUACAGCUGAGCAAUUACAAGAUUCGGAGCCUGUUAGUGCUCAUCCAGUUCGUCUACGUGAUCAAAUAGAAGAAAAUGCUGUUUUGGUUGAAGAACUUGCCCAGCGUGCUGAAGUAUUGUCUACAGUGCGUCGUGCAGCAGCUGAUGUCAUGAGUAAAGCUGCAAACCGCUCAGAUCCUGCGGCUAUGGAUAUUAGCCGAAAACUUGAACGUCUUGAUAGACUUUGGACAGAGCUGCAGUCUGCAACACGUGAUCGCACACAUAGUCUUGAUGAGGCCCUUACUGUAGCUGAACGAUUUUGGUCUGAACUUAGUAGUGUUAUUGGAGUGCUCACUGAAAUGCAGGAUACCCUUUCUGCCCAAGCUCCUCCUGCUGCUCAGCCAGUUGCAAUUGAACAGCAACAAAUGGUACUACAUGAAUUACGACAAGAGAUGGAUCAAGCAAAACCUGAAGUCGAACAAGUACGUCAGUCUGGACAAGAGCUAAUGAGUCUGUGUGGAGAGCCAGAUAAACCUGAGGUUCGUAAGCACAUAGAAGAUUUGGAUCAGGUAUGGGACAGUGUAACUGCUUUGUACGUUAGACGUGAAGAAAAUUUAAUUGAUGCAAUGGAAAAAGCCAUGGAAUUUCAUGGUACGUUAUCUGAGCUCACAGACUUUUUAACAGAUGCCGAGGAACGUUUUACAAAUCUAGGUCUACUUGGUAGCGAUAUUGAUGAUGUUAAAAGGCAAAUCACUGAGUUAACAAACUUCAAAAGCGAUGUAGAUCCUCAAAUUGUAAAAGUCGAAGCUCUUAACAGGCAAGCUAGUGAGUUGACUGAAAGGACUUCUUUAGAGCAAGCACAGGCAAUAAAGGAACCUUUAACUCAUGUAAAUCGACGUUGGGAAGCUUUACUGCGUGGUCUUGUUGAGCAGCAACAAAUUUUAGAGAAAGCUCUUUUACGGCUAGGACAGUUUCAGCAUGCUCUAAAUGAACUUUUAGUUUGGAUUAACAAAAGUAAAGAUAGCCUUGAAUCAUUAAAGGCUGUCAUUGGUGAAGCACAAAUUAUCGAAUUAGAACUUGCAAAAUUAAAAGUUAUUGUUAACGAUAUUCAGGCACAUCAAACCUCUGCAGACACAUUAAAUGAUGCUGGUCGACAACUCAUUGAGGAGAAUCGUGGAAGUGUAGAAGCUUCCAGUACUGCUGACAAACUUGGUACGUUAAACUGUCGCUGGAGUGAGCUUCUACAGCUAGCUAGUGAUAAACAGCGUGAACUGGAGGAUGCACUACAAGAAGCCCAAAAUUUUGGCGCAGAAACACAGGAUUUGCUAUCUUGGUUAGCUGAGGUCGAUCAGGCGAUUGUCGCUUCAAAACCUGUUGGUGGUCUUCCAGAAACGGCCGCAGAACAAUUAGAACGCUUUAUGGAAUCAUACAAUGACCUUGAACAAAACCGUGCCAAAGUUGAGGCCACUUUACAGCAAGGCCAGGAGUAUCAGCGUCGUUCUUUAGGAUCAAACUCAGCAGGAGCUACUCUGAGCCAGACUUUACGUACUCUUAAACAACGCUGGGAUAGUGUCAUUGCUCGCGCAGGUGAUAAAAAAAUCAAGCUUGAAAUUGCGCUUAAGGAAGCUAGUGAAUUUCAUGAAGCUCUUCAGUCUUUUGUUACCUGGUUAAGUGAAGCUGAAAAUUUACUGGCGUCCUUGAAGCCAGUUUCAAGAGUAAUGAAAACUAUUCUUGCUCAGGUUGAUGACCAUAAGUCAUUUCAAAAAGAUAUCAGCCUUCAUCGUGAAAGCAUGUUAAAUCUUGAUAAGAAGGGUACUCAUCUUAAAUACUUUAGCCAGAAACAAGAUGUCAUUCUUAUAAAAAACUUACUUGUCAGCGUACAGCAUCGAUGGGAGCGCGUUGUUUCUAAAUCAGCUGAGCGAACACGUGCCCUUGACCAUGGUUUCAAAGAGGCACGGGAAUUCAAUGAAUCUUGGUCUACCCUGAUUAUCUGGCUAAAGGAGACCGAAGCUACCCUUGACAAGGCUUUGACUGAAGGAUUAAGGGCUAAUGAACCUGAUAUAAUUAGAACUUGGUUACAGUGCCAUCGAGAUAUUCAACGAGAAAUUACAGCUAAGCAGCUAUUUUAUGAUACAACUACAAAAGUUGGCCGUGCCCUUAAGGAACGAUCUCCUAAAGCAGAUGAACCUGUACUUCGUGAGCUUUUAAGCGAGCUUAAGGCUCGAUGGACAAGUGUAUGUGUCAAAAGUGUUGACCGCCAGCGUAAACUUGAAGAAGCUUUACUGUAUUCAGGGCAGUUCAAAGAAGCAGUUCAGGUCUUACUAGACUGGCUAGAAAAAUCUGAACAACAAUUAUUAGUUGUAGGUCCACUUUAUGGGGAUUUUGAUACAGUAACAAAUCUAUUUGAAAAGCAUCAUGAAUUUGAACGUGACCGUGAGUCACGAGCUCUGCAGUUGGAAUCAGUUACAAGUAUAGGUCGUGAAAUUGAAGGCAAAGCCUGCCAAGAAGAUGCUUGUGCAAUUAACCAACGACUUUCUCAUCUUCAAGCUCUUUGGAAAAGUGUAACGCGGCUUUCUACGGAAAAAACAGCAGAACUGGAAAAAGCAUUGGCUGAUGCUGAACGUCUAAGUACAGAAGUUCAUAUACUUCUUGAAUGGCUGAAUGAUGCUGAGAUAAGGUUACGUUUUGCUAAUCAAUUGCCUGAAGAUGAACAUGGAAGUCGAAAUCAACUUUCAGAACAUGAUAGUUUCCAAAAAGAACUAGAACUGAAAGAAACUGACAAAAAUUUAAUUCUUGAGUUUGCCACCAAAAUUUUAGCUAAAGCACACCCUGAUGGAACUACUGCUAUCAAUCAGUGGAUAAGUAUUAUCCAGUCACGUUGGGAAGAAGUGACAAUAUGGGCUCAUCAGCGUAAUCAGCGACUUGAGGAGCAUAUGCGAGCUAUUCAGGAUCUAGAAAAUUUGUUAGAUGAUCUUCUUACGUGGCUCGAAGGAUUAGAAAAAACUCUUACUUCUUUGGAACCUCAAUUGUUACCUGACGAUAAAGUUGCUAUUAAUGCCCUCAUUUCUGAACACCGAGAAUUUAUGGAAAAUACAGCCAAACGACAGAAUGAGGUUGAUCGUGUUUGUAAGACGAAGCAUAUUAAGCCAAUUAAAGAUAGUCGCAGGUUCUUCAAAGGCAGACUAUCAUCAUUUACCCGUACCAGUCCAGGUCGUGAGAAAACACCAGAUUCUUUGCUACCUCAUAUAGGUCCACGUUUUCCAUCAAAAGAAAGCAAAGGGGCAGAGCUCGAAUUUCAAAAACCACGUGUAAAGCAUUUAUGGGAUAGCUGGAGAAACGUCUGGAUGUUGGCCUGGAAACGGCAAAGAUGUCUACAAGACAAAUUAAAUUACAUUGAAGACUUAGAAAAAGUUGCUAACUUCAGCUGGGAGGACUGGCGCAAGAGAUUCCUGAAAUUCAUGAACCAUAAAAAAUCAAGAUUGACAGAUCUUUUUAGAAAAAUGGAUAAAAAUAAUGAUGGCCUUAUUCCCAGAGACGAUUUUAUUCAAGGAAUUCUCAAUACAAAAUUUGAUUCGUCACGACUUGAAAUGGGAGCAGUUGCUGAUUUAUUUGAUCGACAUGGAGAGGGACUUAUUGAUUGGAAGGAAUUUAUUGCAGCAUUGAGGCCAGACUGGGAAGAAAGACGUACACAUAAUGAUACUGAUAAGAUUCAUGAUGAGGUGAAACGCUUGGUAAUGUUGUGUACAUGUCGACAAAAAUUCAGAGUUUUUCAAGUUGGGGAAGGGAAAUAUAGAUUUGGUGAUAGUCAAAAACUGCGUUUAGUAAGAAUUCUACGUUCUACUGUAAUGGUUCGAGUUGGAGGAGGAUGGGUGGCCCUCGAUGAAUUUCUAGUCAAGAACGAUCCAUGUCGUGCAAAGGGAAGAACAAACAUCGAACUAAGGGAACAGUUUAUUCUGGCAGAUGGUGUUAGCCAAUCAAUGACGGCCUUUAGAUCGAAACCAAGUCCUACACUUCAGCGGAAUCAGUUUUUGUCAUCUGGGCCUAUUACAAAGGUAAGGGAGCGCAGUAUUCGAAGUGCACCUAUGCAAAUAAAUCAAACCAGACCUUUGCGAACUUCACUUCGUGUUGGUACACCAGAUAGUCUUAGCGACAAUGAAGGCUUAUUUCGUACUGUCACAAAAAAAGUGAGCAAUACAUCUUAUAGAAAUACACCAGGUGGAAGUCGACCAUCUAGUAGGCCAGCUAGUCGACCGGCGAGUAGAUCAAGUAGUCGACCAACUUCUCGUCAAGGAAGUAAACCCUCAAGUAGAUAUGGCUCAACUCAUUCAUUGGAUAGCACAGAUGAAGUAGGUACACCAAGCCGUAUUCCACUUCGAACUUCAACAAGUGGUAGUACCCCGUCUUCCAGUAGACGUAAUAGUGUAUCAGGAAAAAGACUUAGUAUUUCUGCUGUUACUGGUGCCUUGUCUCGGCCCAGAACUCCAACUGGGUUGAUUACUUCAACUGUUUUCUCCAGCCCAAAAAUGAGUUCAAUGAACCGAGCAUCAAGUAUUCCAUCAUUAUCUGCUGUCAGCUUAUCCAAGAGCAAAACGAAACCACCAUCAAGUAGUUUGAGCUCACCACUAUCUCCUGUUACAACGGGAAUAUUAUCCGGCUCGUCGUUAGAUGCAUCUGCAAUAGUAACUCUACAACAGAAAGAAAAGUCUACCAUUGAUGAACGGAAAACUUCAUUCAGAUUAUAAGUGCGUUACGGUGAAGAAUCUGAGUUUUAUAUUGCAUUAAAUUUGUAAGCAAAAU